GGAAAGAAACAAGCAGGAAGCUCCUCUUCUCUGUAAAUUCACUGCCAAACAAGAUCGUUUCUUCAUUCUUGUAAUUUUGAACGAUGACUGGGGAGUUGACCGAGAACUCUUCGGACUCUGGCGCCGGAGAGGGCUGCAUGGGUCUGCUAAAGACUCUGGCGCGCGAGGAGAUUUUGGAGGUUUUGUCUGAAGGGCUUUGCCGGCAGUGUCAACCUCUUCUGGAGGCUCGUAUUCACCGCAUUCUCAACAGAAAAAUGAGUGAAAAACCCAAAUGGAAUGAUAGCAUUGAAGGUUCAGAAUCUUUCUACAGGAGGCCUCAUAAGCGAAUGCGUAAUCUCCAGAGCUUUCCCAGAACACCUGAACCCAGCUACUCGUCAAGGCGGAAAAGAUCCACAUCUAAAUAUUCUGGUGAAUCAUUUGAGCAUUCGGAUUUCAAAAUAUCACUGAAUGAUGGACUCAGCAGAGUUUCCUCUGGGGUUGAUAGUGAGUUAUCUGAAGAGGGAAAGGAGCUUAUUCGGAUUAAACAAAUGUGCUUCAACGACUUUGUCCACAUUGAGAGGAUAAAUCAGAAACCAAUAAAUGUGCUUAAAGGCCUAGAGCUUCACACUCAGGUUUUUAAUACCGAGGAGCAGGAGAAUAUUGUGGAUUAUGUCUACAAGUUGCAAAUAAUGGGGCAAAGAGGGGAGCUGAGAGAACGUACAUAUUCAGAACCUAGAAAGUGGAUGCGUGGUAAAGGACGUGUCACAAUACAAUUUGGCUGCUGUUACAAUUAUGCAAAGGAUAAAAAUGGGAACCCUCCAGGCAUAAUAAGAGAUGAAGAAGUGGAUCCCAUACCACCUCUGUUUAAGAAAGUUAUCAAGAGGAUGGUUAAAUGGCAGGUUCUGCCUCCAACAUGCAUCCCUAACAGUUGCAUUGUCAAUAUAUAUGAAGAAGGCGAUUGUAUUCCCCCUCACAUUGACCAUCACGACUUUGUCCGACCAUUUUGCACUCUUUCAUUGUUGAGUGAAUGCAAGAUAGUGUUUGGUUCGACUCUGAAGGUUGUCGGUCCCGGGGAGUUUUCCGGGCCUUUCUCUCUACCACUGCCUGUCGGAUCGGUGUUGGUUCUAAAAGGUAAUGGAGCUGAUAUUUCUAAACACUGUGUUCCAGGAGUCCCAGCAAAAAGGAUUUCCAUAACUUUCAGGAAAAUGGAUGAGAGCAAACUGCCAUACAAGUUUUUGGCCGACCCUGAAUUGGUUGGAAUCAAGCCUCUGCCUCUGCACUACCCGGAUCAGAAGCACCCUGACUCUUUUCCCAUUGAGAAAGAUGAUUUUCCUCCACGACAAAGCUUAAAUGCAUCGAACAGAUUCAGGGCCAGCGAACGCAGAUCAAAUCGACGAAUUUUUUGACACUUUUGUUCAUAAAUUAUGAAGUAAGUAGUGUUUGUUGGAUUGAAUGUUUUCUUUGAUCCUUUUCUGUAACCUUCUUGUGUGUCUCCUCAUAUGUAGUACUAUGAUAUAUUUGAUUUUUCAUUUACUUUUUAUUGAAGCAAAUAUAAAUAAACAAGAUAUUAUGUUU
Molecule: messenger RNA, 1554 nt
Organism: Alnus glutinosa
Lineage: Eukaryota; Viridiplantae; Streptophyta; Magnoliopsida; Fagales; Betulaceae
Product: RNA demethylase ALKBH9B-like
Exons: 6
Coding region: 84-1385 (433 amino acids)
Biological process (GO): mRNA catabolic process
Molecular function (GO): mRNA binding; demethylase activity
Source: RefSeq, a predicted model, not a curated record